AUGGAACACAUCGCAUACUCAGGUCCACUGGCAUUGCGCCAGAGACUCUGCGCUUCAUGCACGAGAGCAUGGCGCAGGCCGCGUGCUUCGAUAGAGGCAGGAAGGAUUGGACUCCAGAAUAGUGAUCGGAUACAGCGUCGCUUCAAAGGGUACAUCGCACCGGAAGGCGAACAAGCCAGGCCUAUCACUGGCUUUUAUGCAGACAUGCUAAAGAAACCACUGUCUGAAGUACAGUCACUAUCUCACACGACGCCCCAGCCACCCAAAGAGCCGCCAAAAACGCAGAAAGAGGAAACGUUUGCCAAAGCCCGUAUAAUCUUCGGCUCCACAACUGCAUUGGAGGAACGUAAACAGGAGAUUGUGAACUCGUCUCAAAAUAUUGCUGGUGUAUUAGUCCCCCCACGGCCCGAAGAACCGGAUAACUGCUGCAUGUCCGGAUGCGUGAAUUGUGUGUGGGACAUGUACCGGGACGAGAUGGAAGAAUGGGCAGAGAAGAGCGCCCAAGCAAGAGCGGCGAUGCAGGCCCAAAGGCAGGAAGGAAAAGGGACAGGGAGUAUGGUGGCGGGAGACACGUCGCCGAGUCACGUUGCUACGAGUAUGGAUGACGAUGGUGGUGGCAGUGAAACGAAUUGGGACACUGGGUUCGAUGAUGCGGAUAAAGAUAAGCUGUUCGACGACAUACCCGUGGGCAUUCGAGAGUUCAUGAGGACGGAGAAGAAGUUGAAGCAGGCACAAAAGAAGGCGGAAGCCGCUGCGGCAGCAUGA
Molecule: messenger RNA, 765 nt
Organism: Alternaria burnsii
Lineage: Eukaryota; Fungi; Ascomycota; Dothideomycetes; Pleosporales; Pleosporaceae
Exons: 2
Coding region: 1-765 (254 amino acids)
Cellular component (GO): mitochondrion
Source: RefSeq, a predicted model, not a curated record